AUGCAAACGUGUAAUAAGACUACGAAUUGUAUUGAUAAAAUUGAUAACCUACUAGUAAAUGUACAACAUAUUGAAAAAAAAGAAACAAAACUUGGACAAGUAUUUGUAAUUGAUAUGAUAAAAGGUGUGAAUGUUGAGACAGAUAAUAUGAAAGAGGAAAAGAUGUGUGGAACCAAUUCCCUUGUGCCAGUCUCGCCUAUUAAAAAUGGAAUUGAUGGAGAAAUGAAUAAUGGUGUAUCAGAAGUAAAAAUAAAUAAAGAACCUGUAAUUUUAAUAGAUAAAAUUGAAAGAUGUUUAGUAGUUGAAUGGUAUGAAAAUGAUAUAAGAAGGGAGCAAAGAAUAUCUUAUAAAAAAUAUGGCAAUGAUAAAGCUAAAUUAAGAGCAAAAGAAUUGAUAGAGAAAUUAAAAUCAGGUAUAACCUUUGAGCAGUUAUAUCCAGAUAAAGGUCCUCCAAUUGUAAAAGUAUAUGAAAAUGUAGGAGACUAUAAAGUUUCAUUAAUUAGAGAUCGAAUAGAAAGAGAGUGGCGAGUUGAAUGGAUAGAUAAUGGGGUUCCUACAAAGGCAAGAUGGUCUUGUAAAAAAGUUGGAAAUGAUGAAGCACAAAAAAGAGCAGAUGCAUUUGCUCAAAGUAUGAUAAAAGGAGUUUUCAAUCCAAUGUUAUUACACAAAGCAACUGGUACACGAUUUUCAAGAUCGGAUCGUACUGUUGUUAAAAUAAAUGUAUAUAUGAAAAAGAAUGUAAAACGAAAAAAAAAAACAAAAUCAGGUAUUGUGAAAGCGGAAAAGAAUACAGGAGUUUCAAAUGGAACAAGGGAAGGAUUAAGAAGGUCGAGAAAUAAUAACAAUGUUACAAAUAAUGCUAAUAAUGAAUAUAGUGGAUGUGUUUUAAAAAAUGUAAAUGAAAAUAAAAAUAGCAAAAGUAAUGAUGAGAAUAGUGUAAACAUUCAAGAGUACAAUGGUAGUACUACAUAUUAUAUAAACACUGGUGAGGUUAUUAAAAACGAAGAUGAGAAUUCUCAGAAAAAGCGUACUUAUACACCUAGAAGUAAAGGUGUAAGAAGUACACGAUUAAGAAAGAUGUCUAAAAUAGAUGGUAAGACAUCAAUUAAUGUUGAUAGUGGAAAUAAAAAAGGAAGACCAAGUACUCAAUAUAAUGAAACAAAUAUAAAUAGAUAUUCAAUUAAUAAUCAGCAAUUUGUAAACAAUUUAUAUGAUGAGGGUUUAGAAAAAAAUUCUAUUGUAUGGAAUAAUAAAAAUAAUAAAAUGAAUAGCAAUAUAAAAGAUAUUUAUUAUAAUAAUAUGACAAAUAUAUGUGAUACAUAUCAUAUAAAUAAUAAUAUUCAUAAUGGUGGAUUAGACAGUAAUAUAGAAAGAGGAGAAUAUCCUGUACAUAUUCCAUAUUUAGAUAAUUAUAAUAAUUAUGGUUUUUUAAAUUAUAACAUUGAAAAUUCGAUUCAAAAUAAUUUACAAGGUAAUAUACAAAAUAAUCAAUAUAAUGUAAAGCAUGAUAUGAGAGAAUUAUAUCUUUAUACAAAUUCAAAUAAUUUCAUAAAUUGUGGAUUAGAAAUAAAUAAUAAUUUAUAUACAAUCGGGAACAUAAAUAAAGAUAUAAAUUUUAUUCCUGAUUCGAAUUUAGAAAAUAAAAAUUAUUAUCAUAUUAAUAAUAGUGAUGUUUGUUUAGGUAAUUAUAAUGAUGAUCUAAUAAAUAAAAAUAAAAAAUAUGGUGAUAACAAUUUUGUAAUUAUUCCAACUGAAAAUUAUAAUGGUGAAAUGAUUCAAAAUGAAGGUAAAGAUUUUACUGUUUUAAAUUCAGGAGUAUAUAGAAAACAGACACCAAAUAAAAAUGAAAUAAUUGAUGAGAAGGGAAUAAGUAAUAUGAACGUUUUAAGUGUCAAUAAAAAUGAAUUAGCUUGUGUAGAAAGAAAUAGUGUAAAUAAGAGUGAUGAAAUAAAAGAUAAUACAAAUGAUAGUACGAUUUUUCAAAAUGAAUCAGAGAAUAAUUCCAGUUGUUCUAAAGGUGAUUUACGAACAAGUAAAGGGAUUAAUAAGAAUGAAAAUAAUAUAAAUGAGGAUUUAUUUUAUUGUACAUCCCAUAAUGAAAAAUUAAAUAAGUUUGAAUAUAUUGUUAAUAAUAAUUAUGAUUUAUAUGAAUCUGAUAAUGUUAAAAAAAAUAAUCGAAGAAGAAGUACAAUUAGUAAUGGAUAUAAUAUAAAUAAUGAAAAAACUGAUGAAUCUUUAGAAAAUACAUUUUUUGAUAAUAUAAAUAAGUCUAAAACAUCUGUUCAGAAAAAGCGGACAAGAUAUUCAAGUCUAAGUCGUUUAAAUACAAAUGAUCAUACAAUAUGUUCUAAUGAAACAAUUAAUAAUAAUUAUGAUAUUUCAUAUACCAACCAAAUUAAUGAAACUAAAGAUACAAAUAAUUUAUAUAAAUAUGUAGGACAAGAAAAUUAUAUGAACAGGUACAUAAUUAAUAGUAACGACUCAAAUUUAAGAAUGAAUGAUAAAGAUGAAAAUAAAAAUGUGAGUGAAAUUAUAGAAGAAGGAAAAAUAUAUCAUAGUUAUUCUAAAAUGAAUAAUAUGGUAUCUAUUGAUGAAAAAGGGAAAAUUCAAAAUAGUAAGGAUGUUAAUAAUGUUUAUUUGAACGAUAAUAAUUUAAUUUGUUAUGAAAACAUGAAAUUAAAAAAAAUGAUUCCUGAGAAUACAUCUAUAGAAUUUGUAGAAAAUCCAAGAGGAUAUAGAGUACCAUAUAUUUAUCAAUAUAAAAUUUUUUAUGAAUAUUUUGAAAUACCAUUAAAUGCAUCUAAAGAAUUAGGAAUUCAACAAUUAUAUAGUGCACUAUUAUUUUGUUUACAUAUAAUAUCAGUAGGUUGGAAUGUUAAUAAGAAUGAAUUUAUUGAAAAUUAUUUAAAUGCAUUGUCUAAUCCAUCUUUUAAAAAUAUAGUAAUGAAUAAUUAUAUGUCCGAUUCUAUAAUUAAUAAUAUGUAUAAUGUAGGAUAUAAUUUUCCUAAUUCGAAUUAUAACAAAAUAGGAUAUAUAGAUGGAAUGAAUAGUAAUUUAUUUCCUUACGCAUCUAUGAAUAAUACAAAUAUGUAUACUAAUAAAUAUUUGAUUAAUAAUUUAGAAAAUGUUAAUCUUGAAUCAGGUUUGACUAGUAGUUCUGUAAUGCCAAUAUCUACUAGUGCAUCUAAUAUGGAUGGAGUUUACAUUUUGAUGGAUAAUGUAAAUGAUUCUGGAAUUUUAAGCAAUUCGAGCCAAAUAAAUAUUAAAGAUGGCAAUUGCAUGAACAAUAGUGCAGAUGUUCAUAAUUUUAAUGAAACUAAAAAAUUCGAAGAAAUAAACAAUGCAAGGAAUGUAGUAAGUUUAAAUAAUAUGAGGGAUUCAAAACAGAUGCAAGAUAUGAUAUAUUUAAAUGAUAUAAAUAAUUUAUAUAAAAAUCCAAUGUUUUAUAAUAUGAAUAAUGGAGAGUGUGGAAUGAAUAAUUUAGCUAGUCCAAAUUUGUCUACUGAUAUAAGCAGCCAAUUAUAUAUGAAUCAUAUUGUUAAUAAUAAUUUAGAAAAUAUGAACAGUCAGAAAAUAAUGAUUUAUCCUAAUGAUUUGAAUAAUAUAGCAAAUAAAAAUUAUAUUAAUAAUAUGAAAAAUAUUGUUAAUAUAAAUAAUAUGUAUCAUACUAACAAUUUUAAUGAUAUCAAUUCUCCUAACUCAGCAUACAAAUUAAGAAAUCCUCAAGACAUACCAAAUAUGGAUAAUAUUAAUAAUAGUUUUAAUAUGAAUUAUAUGAAGGACAAUUUAAAUAAUCCUACGAUGAUGAAUCGAAUGAGCAUGGUUAAUACUAUUGAUCAGGGUUUGCAAAAUAUAAAUUAUGGUGUAGAUUUAAAUAAAAAUUUUAAUUACUUAAAUAGUGAUGACAAAAAAAAUAUAAUUAUGAGCAAUGAUUAUGUAAUUAAUGAUGAGCAAAUAUGUUCAAACGAUAGUAUGUCUAAUGCAUAUUACAAAACAAUAAAUAAUAAUAAUUUAAUGUAUCAUAAUAAUUAUCAAUUAGAUGAAUUAAGAGACAAUUGCUUUGGUGAUUCAUCUUUAUCUGCUUCUAAAAGAAAAGAAGAGAAUGUAGAUGCAACUGGAGAUUCUAUUAAUGAUAAAAAUGAUUCUAAAACAGAUGCAAAAGAAAAUGUAGAGAUGACAAAUUACAAUGAUUCUAUUAAUGAUAUGAAUAUAAAUGGGAAUAAUAAAAUAAAUGUGGGUUCAAAAUUAUCUAGAACCCAUGAAUCUAAAGAUAAUGUAAGUAAGGACAAUUUAAAUUUAGUAGAAGAGACUAUUGGCAAUGGUACUGCUCCAAAAAAGACUGACGUUAUCAAUACAAGUAUGCAAGAAAAUAAUGCAUCUGUAAGUAAGCAAAAUGAGGAUAAUGGAAAUGAUAAUAAAGAAAGUUCUUUUGUUAUGAAUUAUAAUUUAAAACCAUGUAUGAAUGAAAAUAAAAAUGAAGAAGCAGAGAAUAAGUAUGAGACAGACAAUAGCAAUGAGAGUAGCACAGAAUGUCGUAGUAAUGUAGUAAAAUACAAUAAUGAGAAUGAUCAAAAUAUUAUGAACAAUAAUAUGGCUAGUAAAGAGUUAGUAAAUAAUAAUAAUAUGAAUGUUAUUAAUCAAAAUAUAGAUAAAUGUGAUGAAAUGAUUUAUAAUGGAUAUAUAAAAGAUUCUAAAAAUAAUACAAGUACAGGAUCUAUAUAUUUAUCACCAGUAAAAUUAAUUAAAGAUUCUUAUAAUUAUGAAUUUUAUUCAAAUACAAAAAUGAUUGAAAAAAUAAGAUCUACAUCAAAUUCCAGUACUAUAAAUACAGAAUACUUAUCAAGUAAUCAUAUGAACUCAAGUAGUAUGAAUAAUGGUUGUCCAUCGAAUAAUAUAAAUCGACAAAUCCAUAAUGUUUUGGAGAAAUAA
Messenger RNA from Plasmodium vinckei vinckei, 4929 nucleotides. Its product is annotated as transcription factor with AP2 domain(s), putative SPE2-interacting protein, putative. NCBI's taxonomy places the organism in Eukaryota, Apicomplexa, Aconoidasida, Haemosporida, Plasmodiidae. The record is from RefSeq and is a predicted model, not a curated record. Bases 1 to 4929 code for a protein of 1642 amino acids. The transcript has a single exon.